AUGGCGACUCCGGCCGCUUUACCCCCGUUGCCUUUCAAUCCGGGCCGGAUACGAUCAUACCUCCUCCGACUACCGCUGUUCACCCGACUAGUGCUGCUGAUCAUUCUGGUCUUUUGGCUACUUGAAUUCCAAACCAUAUGGAGUGUUGUGCAAUGGGGCGCUUUAAUCCCAGAAGAGAUUAAUCUGGGGACUAUGUACCGACUUAACACUUAUCCCAUCAUCCAUACUGGCUUCUUCCAUGCUUUCUUUAAUGCUCUGGCGGUUACACCGCUGCUGGAGCGCUUUGAGGCCGAGCAUGGCACUUUGACUGCUAUUGCGUUGUUUGUUGGACCUCUCUCGACUGUUCCUGCUGGGCUUUAUAUCUUGACUGAGAGGUUUAUCCUACACAGAAAUACUUCGGUGGUCGGCGCAAGCAUGUGGGUUUUCCUGCUUCUCGGUUCGGAAGCCAUCAAGACCUACAAGUCUCACCCCAACUUCAGUCUUGGCCCGUACAAGAUUCCCACCUGGACUUCACCCUUGUUCGCAUGUAUCGUUGUAUCCAUCCUCAUCUCGAACGUGAGCUUCCUCGGUCAUCUCUGUGCGAUUCUUGUCGGAUAUCUCCUCGGCCUUGGAUACCUCAAGGUGUUUGUGCCCCCUGAGAAGGUCCUCCGCUGGAUCGAGGGCAAGCUGAACCUCCUGGGACGCCUACCUCACUACGUAUCCGUCGACCAGAAGACCUUCGGUCGCUAUGGAGUUCUUCCAACCAACAACAACCCCGCCGGCGCCAGCAACACCCAAACACCCCUGAUCUACUUGGGCUCCAACCAACGCCUGGGAGCCUAA
This is a messenger RNA of Penicillium samsonianum, 822 nucleotides long. It is a transcript of the gene rbd2, whose product is annotated as rhomboid protease family protein RBD2. Bases 1 to 822 code for a protein of 273 amino acids. The transcript has 6 exons. The record is from RefSeq and is a predicted model, not a curated record. NCBI's taxonomy places the organism in Eukaryota, Fungi, Ascomycota, Eurotiomycetes, Eurotiales, Aspergillaceae. Gene Ontology annotation, cellular component: membrane. Gene Ontology annotation, molecular function: serine-type endopeptidase activity.